UUUUCUCUGUGUGUGUGUGUGUGUGUGUCCGUGAGUGUGUUCAGUUGGACCUUGUCCGAGAGCCGCGCUGCUCUCCGUCCGUUUGCCCGUCCGUGCACCCCGCCACGGUCCGGCUCCGGCUUCGCCAUGACCACCACCACCACCUUCAAGGGCGUCGACCCCAAUGGCAGGAAUAGCUCCCGGGUGUUACGUCCUCCAGGUGGCGGGUCUAAUUUUACUUUGGGCUUUGAUGAGCCUACAGAACAACCAGUGAGAAAGAACAAAAUGGCAUCUAAUAUUUUUGGAACAUCUGAAGAAAAUCAACCGUCUUGGGCCAAGUCAGCAGGGGCUCAGUCAAGUAGGGAUAAUUCUGAACCGUCUGGACUCCAAAGAAGAAACUCUUCUGAAGCUGGUUCUGGGGAUAUUUUAGGUCCAAAGGGAGAAGGUGAUGUUCAUGAAAAUGCGGAAGCAGACUUCCACGCUGACCUGGGGCAGAAUGAAGAGAAAUCUGUGCCCGCCGCACCUGUUCCCAGCCCAGUUGCAUCAGCACCAGCACCAUCCAGAAGAAAUCCACCUGGUGGCAAGUCCAGCUUAGUCCUUGGUUAGAUAUGACUUUUUUUUCCUCCCCUCCAUGCUUGUGAACUGCACAACUUGAGCCUGACUGUACAUCUCUUUAAAUUUUCUUUCAUUAAAAAAGCACUUUAUGUACUACUGCCUUUUUUUUUUUUUUUUUUUGAAAGAACAAGUAAUCCCCCAUUUGUCCAGGUCUGCGGGCCAUGGCAUGAGUGUUCUCUAUAGUAGAUUGCUGAGGGAACACUUUAUGAAGCUUAGUGAUGUGUUUUCAAGAACUAAAAACUCAGUUCUAAAUGUGUUAGAGUUUUUUGUACCUAGGUGGUUUUUUAAACUCCGUUUUUGAUCAAUUGAGGCUCAGUAAACCCAUGUAAACAGUCUGAAGGUACAGUUCUUCUCAGGCCCCCGAAACACAAAGUUGACUUGAUCCUAGGCUGUCUCUUUGGUUUCAAUCUAAUUUAUCCUGUAAAUGUCCUUUGCUACAAGCAUUCACACUUUACUGUGCCAUACAAACCUAUAAAGAACCCUGGGCCUCAUAUGCCUUGCUGACUGGAAAACAGAAACUGUCUUUAGAUUUUGAACAUAGGAAUUACACUAGGUGUAAAAUUGAUGUCUGACAAGCUGAGCCUAAGACAGGGGAAGGAGUUGAGUGUCCAAUUGAAUUUAACUGGAUUCAGAAACAGUAGAGAAAGGGGAGUGAAUCAUACAGAAAGGAGUAUUCAUCAAGGAAUACCUGCAGGGGUAUUUUCCUACAAAAUGACUCAGUGCUGUGUGCAUGAUCAUGCUGGUGCUUGACCAUGAAGUGAAAGUCUCAUCUUUAAAAUGUGUUGUAAUUUCAUUAAUCUGGGCUGUUUAAAGUAAACAACAGAGAAGUUUUGAA
Molecule: messenger RNA, 1429 nt
Organism: Vombatus ursinus (common wombat)
Lineage: Eukaryota; Metazoa; Chordata; Mammalia; Diprotodontia; Vombatidae
Gene: JPT1
Product: Jupiter microtubule associated homolog 1
Exons: 5
Coding region: 127-585 (152 amino acids)
Cellular component (GO): nucleus
Source: RefSeq, a predicted model, not a curated record